GAGAAGCAAGCGGUCAGCAACAUUCAUCUCUGGAGGGGGUGUCUUACUCAGUGUUAUGGUGUGUUUGACCCUAACUUAAUUUUACACCGGAAUAUCCCUUUAAUGUUUAACGUUGAGCCCUCCAGUCCAGUAGGUGGCAGCAGUUCACCUCUAAGCAUUAACCGUCAUUGAGCUCCAACAGUGAGGGGAAGAAGAGUGUGAAAAGGCGGAACAAGAGGCCACGACAGGGAACAAAGGACGACCGAGUGAGUCUUCAUACAUUUUAACGCAACAAAAUAACUUCCAGCACCGUUAUUUACAUUAUUUAUAACCGUUGUGUAAAUGAUUUCGGAGCUAAACGUGUUUAUCUGUCGAUAUUUGUGUUUGGUUACGGUCUCUUAUCUCCAUGUGUUUGACGUUAAUAAGAGCUCGUUGCUCAUGUUAGCUUGUUUGUUGCUAACGCGAGUUUAAUUCAAACCGUCGGUAGAUUCUCAACAACUCCAGGAGUGAGAAACUGUCAGUUUUGGUCUGUAUUUAUGUGUUUCUAAACGAAAAGAACCAAAUGAAGUUAACACUUCCUCUUUAUAACACCAUAGUUCGGAUAUUUUGAGGAUAAAAUCGUCAGUUUCUUCGCGUUAAGGCUAACAGGAAGGCCAGACCGGGGUGUUAGCUCUCUGAGCCUCGGUGUUGUUUUACUCCUUUAGUGAUCGGUUUUAAUCUUUUACAUGUUUACCCUUUCUUUCACUAAACAAAUGAAGUCUUUUUACAUGUUUCUAAGCUGAUUGUUGUGUGACUCAUAAUGACUUUUAUCUUCUUAUCUUGUGCAGGUUAACAGCAUGGAGACAGUCUGCUCUCGUUAGUCAAACAAAGCGACGAUGUCAAGUAAGAAAACAUGAACGAUUUUUGUUGAUUAAGUUCCUUUGUGUUAGACUAUAGAACACUGGGGUUGAUUUAAAGGAGAAAACAAACAGGUUUCAGUUGAUUUCAUUAUUAGCUCUUAACCUUGAUGUGGACCAGAGUAAAGCCGAAAACACACAGGAUCAGUAUUGAGCGCGUCUCUGCUCCGUAGAGCAGCGCUGUCUAUCGGAUACAGGAUCAGCGUAUUUGGAGCGUAGCAGCAGCGUAGUGCAGCCCGGUCAGCUGGGCUCAGUAUUUAGAGGGAACAAAGUGUUCACAACAGAUUGUUUUUCCUUUUUAUGGUCUAUUUACUACUAAUUUGGAUAUAAUUCAGUGCAUGGGAAAAAAGUAACAUGAUUCCUACAGUUUGGGAUUUUGCAGGUUUACUGGUGUUUACUCAAGUAAACUAUGUUCCUUUAUGCUGUGCUAGUGACGGGCUGCACUAUAGGUUAGUGCCAGCAAAUCCUAUGGAGCUGUGGACAAACUUUACAAAUUAAUGACACAGAAUAUAAAUGUUUGUGCUCGUCCUCUUUUUUUUCUGUGCAGCUCCGUUUUUAAAAUUUUUUGGGGGGUUCAUGUUUUCUAUGAUUGACACUUGAUACAGCCUAUGGACUUACAAAGAUUGCAUAGCGCACCAGCGGGAUAGGCAGUUUGAGCCGAGCGUCAUCACAACGGCUCUCGGCGUCUCUCCCUCCAAAUGCGCACAACGCUACUGCGCAAUGUUGGUUUCAGGAAAAAAACAGAAAGAUUCAGUGGAGGGGUGCUUUCUGUAUCCAGUUCUAACCAAUUUGAAGACACAAUUUGUUUUAAAUAUUUAGAUAUUAAAAAGUUAAUAUCUGCAUGAAUGUAAAUUUGAAGAUAAUGGUGUUUUAUACCUGAGUGUGAUACCUGCUUCCUUUAGCUGUUCCCUCAAAUCUACAUAGUUUAUAAGUAAAUGCUUUAUUUGAUCAUUCUGCGUCCCUCACAUGAAAUAUCUUAGACACAAAUGCACUUUAAUGAGUUAUAUCUUUUAUUAAUGAGGCUCCACCAUUAUCUCACUUUGUUUAUUUAAAUUUUAAAACUAUCUGUAAAAAGCUGAUUAUGCAGAUGAAGAAACCAGACUGGAGCAGUGAUACCGACCCGAAAUGAUAAUGUUUCCUGUUUUCUUUCACAGAACGACCAUCCUACGCCCCGCCCCCUCCCCCCGCCCCGACAACAGUAAGUGUCUGACUCUCAGGUCUUGGUCACAGAGUCCAGAUUUUAGCGGACUCCUCCUUUUUCUUCUCCUUCUUCUCUCCUUCUGUCUUGCUCCUUCUGACUCUGUAUUUAGCUUUUAACUCUUCCCUUCUGUUUGAACACAAAGUUUACUGCAGAUCGGGUCAGCUUUCCAUCAUCGCUCUCUCACUCCUGCUUUUUUACCUGUCAUACCACCACAUAUUUGCUACUGGGGAACACAUUUCUUUGGUAUCUGCUUUAAAGGAUAUUGUUUAGAAGUAAGCAAAUGUGUGUGAAGUGACAGAGCAGACACACUUGUUUGGUGUUUUCUUACUCUUAACAUUCAGCAGCAGGGCACAGCAUCGUGUGAACAGCGCUGAUGAAAUGCAAACUCUGCUUAUUAAGGACUUGAGAUGUUGUGCACUCACUCUGAAUGGCAGCCUGGCCGCCUGGCGUUGCCUUAUUUUCUUUGCCUUGCAUGGUGACUUCAUGAAAAACAAACAAGCGAACCAGUAUACAUAUAUUUUCACGUUUCUCCCCUUGUCACUUAUUUAUGUUGAUCCCUCUUCCUCCUCUUGUUUGUGAGCCAUUUCUCAUUCGUGUUUUGUCUCAUUUGUCUUCCAUCAGCAAAUGCCUUCCACCCCAGGGUUUGUGGGCUACAACCCUUACAGCCAUCUGGCCUACAACAACCUCCGGCUGGGAGGGAGCUCCGGAGGCUCCAGCAGGGUAAUGAACUGAUGGAGGGAUUUGGAUAAAUAAGAGGAGGACGUAACAGGGGGUGGUCGGGUGCAGGAUCACAGGGAGGGGACAGAAAUGAGAAGAAGCUGGUUAAGAAGCUGCUCAGGUUCAAAAAUUCAUUAAAGGGUUAUUUCACUAUUUUUCAUCUUGGCCCUAAUCUUUCACUUUUACAGAUCUGUAUUUGUUUUUUCUUUUGCAGGCAGGUUCAUGAUAAUUUUCUGUCUCAUUACAGACAAAAUCUCUGCAAAUAUAAAGUUUUCUUUAUCAUUUCAUGAUCCUCUCUGAAACCCGCAGACUUCAUUAACAGAAUCAGCAUUUUCCAUGCCUCAGUACGACCUAGACAAACGCCAUUUCGAUUCAAAAUCUGACAUUCAAACAAAAACACCCGUCCAUGUACAAGCACCUUAAACGCACCUUCAUGUUAAUCUAUUUAUUUUAUUUAACACUGUUAAAAAAUAUAUUGUCACCCUAUUAAGAAAUGGCCUGAGUCAUUUUUUGACAAAAAUGAGUUCUUUGCCUAAAUCAACUCUUGACAUGAUUUUAGGGAGCUCACAGAGUUUAUUUGAAGCCUCCAUCUAAAUACAAUUAUAAAAAAUGAACACAAUAUUACACAAAAAUUUGAAGUUGACGCGCAAAAAGUAUUAAAAAGAAUGAUUAAAUAAUUUUGAACUGACAGUAACAUUAAAAACAUCAACAACAAAAAUUAGUGGUUUUGUACUUCUGAACUCCUUCAGCAUGUGUUUAGAAAAACCGAUCAGCUGGAGUUUUUGUUACCGUAAAUACUGUAGAAAACAGCCAUAGAUUCCACUCUGCACUUUUAAUAGAGAUAAUAGAGACAAAAAACGAAGCACCUAAAAUCGAACACCUGGAAACAAAGAAAAGAGACCUGCCUUUAUAAAUGACUUUAACUAUGGGUGACCCCAACUUGAUUUUCCGAUAUUUAAUCCUAAUCUUAUACCUGGAUUUGUUUAGACAUUCGAGCUCCACAUUUCAAAAGCUCUAAAUGACGUAAAACGCGUCUCUGUUAUCAGGCACAGAGUGGUUUUACUCUGGAGUUUAAAAUCUCCCUCUCUGCAAACACGUGAACCAUGUGGUCGUAAAUAUGAAAUUACUUGAGUGUACGACUCCUGACUGAGGUGAGAUGAUGAGCUGAAUAUCUGAGAGCUGAGACUGUAAAUUUUACAGCCAGUGAGAAACUGUAGAGCUGAUCUAAAACAACAUCUCUGUCUCUAAUAAUCCUGUUUUUAGUAUCCACUGACUGAGUAUUUCGGCCUUUCUGCUGUUAUUGUUAAUAGAAAGGGGUUUUAUAGUUCAGUCUAGUUAACUUUAAUGACAGAUAGGAGACUCUGCCUGUUCCGGGUCGGUCUAAUGAUGAUAUUUUUCCUCAUUUUCUAAGUUGGAAUGUUUUUCUCUCAUUUGACGGCCUCUAAAAAGUCAUUUACAUCUCCGCAUGCAUGUAAAUGAACUCACAUGCAUUAAAAAAAAAGGUUCAUGCUGCUCUUAAAAAAACACUCAGAAGCUUGUUGGGGUCAUGCUGGUUUACAUUUACAUGUCUUAAAGUCUGUUUCAUAAGCUUUUGGAUGUUGAGACCGUAAUCAGCUGAUGUUGGAUGAUCUCUCUCCUCUCUCUUGACCCCCGUCCCCACCUGUGUCUCUGCUUUCUUUUCAUUUCUGUCUCUUUAUUCACACGUUCCUCCCCCUUUCUUCUUCUCUCUCUUCCUCCCACAGAACUCCUCAGGCAUCACCGUCCCAAAGCCUCCCAAACCUCCAGACAAGCCCCUGAUGCCUUACAUGCGGUACAGCCGGAAGGUAAGCAGGAAGGUAAGACACCCAUCCACGGUGUCUGCUUUUACUGCUUGUCCUCCCAUCCCCCGAACAGUUGCAGGGGUGUUAGGGUGGGAAACAGCCGAGCCAUGACGCCUUCACCACCACCUCAGCCGCCUAGUGGAGCCUCUCUACUCUGUUGGCUCUCAGUACCCUCCUGUGUUUGUCAACCUAUAAAAAAAACUACAACCUCUAGUUGUGUUUCUAACAGCAUGAUCUACUCCUGUCCUCGUUUCCUCCUCCUCUCUGCCUGUCGCUUUACGAUAAAAUCCUCUCUGUAGACUCCACAAAACUGGUGAUUCUUUCGUAGAGAUUUGAUAUUUUAUUCCACCCUGACUUCUGCAACACUUCGGGCUUCAUGCCAGUUAAGUUUAGUCCUCAGAGUUGGUGUUAAAGUACAGAUAGAUCCUCCACUUUGCACUUUUCCUCCUUUAUUUCCCUCACUGUCUGGUAGCAACUGAACUGAACUUUUGAACUGCACCUGUGAGUGACCAGAUGUCAUCUGUGUGUGCGUGUGUGGGCCGAUAUUCCCGCUUCUGCAUGUGCGUGUUUUGUUUGUGCGCACAUGAAAGGUAUGGGACCAGGUAAAGGCGUCCAACCCGGACCUGAAGCUGUGGGAGAUCGGGAAGAUUAUCGGGGGGAUGUGGAGAGACCUGACCGACGAGGAGAAACAGGACUACCUGAACGAGUACGAGGCUGAGAAGGUGAGGGGGUUCAGGAAUCCGUCGGGACUUCCUUUAGUGCUUUUGGAGCUCACAAGUUGUUAACCGAGUUUUCCUUCCUUCACAGAUCGAGUACAAUGACUCUCUGAAGGCCUACCAUAACUCUCCUGCGUACCUGGCCUAUGUCAACGCCAAGAACCGGGCGGAGGCUGCGAUGGAGGAGGAGAGCAGACAGAGGCAGAGUCGUAUGGACAAAGGCGAGCCGUACAUGAGCAUCCAGCCCGCCGAGGACCCCGACGGUCAGUUUUGUUUAUUCGACUCUUGCGUGAUCCCUCUCUCAGUCCGCUCACUGUCCCCUCUCUCUCCUCCUCCUCCGUCCAGACUACGACGACGGCUUUUCCGUGAAGCACACAGCAGCCGCUCGCUUCCAGAGGAACCACCGGCUCAUCAGCGACAUCCUCAGCGAGAUCGUGGUGCCUGACGUCCGCUCAGUGGUCACCACCGCUCGCAUGCAGGUCCUGAAGAGGCAGGUCCAGUCCCUCAUGGUGCAUCAGGUACGACCCACCUGUGAACCUGUUCAUUUAAAAAACACUAAUGGACACUCUGACUCACCUGAUCAUUGUGCAUGUUUCAGAGGAAGCUGGAGGCGGAGCUUCUGCAGAUUGAGGAUCGUCACCAAGACAAGAAGAGGCGCUUCCUGGAGACGACGGACACGUUCAACACCGAGCUCAAGCGCGUACGUGUUCACUGUGAAAUGUAGUUUUUCACGCUUAAUCACUUUGUACUGAAGCUGCUGUUUUCCUGCUUCUCCAGCUGUGCAGUCAGAAGGUGGAGGUGGACAUGGAGAAGCUGGCGGCAGAAAUGGCCGCCGCGGAGGAAGCAGCCCGACGCCGCGCCGAGGAGAGAGAGCGCGAGGCGGCCGAGCAGGCGGAGAGAGCGGCUCAGCAGGCGCAGCAGCAGCAACAGCAGCAGGAGGCAGCUGGAAACAAAGCUACAGAGCAGAGCAGCGCUAAUGCUAAUGCUAACAGCUCUGCCAACCCCCCCUCAGGGACCAAGGAGGAGGACAAGCCGACGCCCAUGGAGACAGGUACUGGUUCUGGUUCUGGUUCGAGUUCAUGUCUCAGUUUUUAAAAAUAACAACAGGGUUCGAAUAAACGGAGACUUUAAACUAAUCUCUCACCUCCCCUCCUCAGACGAGGCUCCCCCGGCAGAGUCCUCCUCAGACCCCCAGCCUGCUCCUCCUCCAUCCGACCCCCCCUCCUCGGCCUCAGAUAAAGCCAGCCCUCCUCCUGAGCCGCCCAGGGAGACCAGCACUCCUGUCAGCAGCGCCCCCAGUGAGGACAGCAGCAGCAGCAGCAGCAGCAGCAUGCCUCCUCCCCCCUCAGAGAGCCUCCCCCCUGCAGCCGCAGCCCCAGCACCGCCUGAACCUCCCGCAGCUCCGGAAGCCACCGCCGCCGCGCCUCCUCCGCCUCCCCCUGCCUCAGAGGAACCGCCUCCUCCACCGCCACCGCUGCUGCCCCCCGGCCAGAGCGGGCCGCAGUACGACAUGUAGUCCGAUAGAAACACAGUGGUAGCCGUAGAAGCCCCCUCCCUCAGUGUCCUGUUAUCCUGAGGAGACGAGCUGAAAAAAAAAAAAAGAUUAGCAGAGUUUUCAGGAGCAAACAUUUCAUCUGAGUACGUUUCCUUUAAAUUUACCCAGCAUGCCUGGUUCCUAAAAUAAAAACUUCACCAAAGAGGGCGACACCUGACCCGACCGACUCUGUGCUGCAGACGUCCUAACGUCCACUCCUCUCCUCAGCCACGUCACAUGAGCUAUACAGGUAUCUCACUCAGUCUCUGCUCCCUGCAGCUCCACUUUCACGUCUACAUCCACUGUUAGUCUGAGAACGAGAGGACCACGACUUUAUCACACUUCAUGGUAAACUUAUAGAAACUGAUGAACGACAAACUCACACUGACGUAAGUAAGUUAUUUGCCAGAAGGCGUCAUUUACACUGCAGCAGCUAAAGCCGUCUUUGUUUACCAAGAGCGUGAGCGUCGCCGUAGCUUUGGCAGAAAGAGUUUGUGAGAUUUCAGAAAUAAUCGAACCAAACGACGUUGACAGAAACACGUUUUACGAUUUGUUUCUCGUCUUAUAGACCAGACAAAGAUUGAACUUCACAAAUCUGCAUGUUUUCAGAUCCGAUCAUUCAGAUCUCAUUUCGCCGUACGGGGUCGAUUCUCGACGAUUCAGACGUGACUCGCCAGAUUCAAGUCGAGAGGUGCUCCUCAGCCGAAAACCAAACAGCGUCAAACUUCCAUCAGGCUGAAGUAGCUGGAAGCAGCAGGAAAGUUCCUCCUAACUUCCAUCCACGUCCAGAUCAGCACAAACGUCUUUAAACCCCCGCUGUGUCGACGUUCAAUCGUUCAAUCAGCCCCUCACUUUUUCUGAUAUACAACCACAGCUGCAAACCUUCGAGGCGUUCGUACUUGACGCCUCUUUUUUAGACUGUUUAAACUCUCCGCCUUCUCCUGUUAAUAAAGGGCAACUUCGCAUGAAAAGACCUCAACCUCGAACCCCUCCUCCUGUUUCAAACCUCCAGACUUUUGUAGUUUUCAGAGUUGGUGUGAUCUGCAGAACCACUGCUGUUCCUUCUCCUUUUUGUUUUCUAGAGAUCUAGUGGAAACUUUUUAGAGGAAAUAUAACCUUCUUAUUAAACCUGUACCUUUGAACCUGACGCUGUUUCAGUUCAUCCAAGGUGUGACUCUAGCAUGGAGAGGGGCACAUUUUAUCAUGUGUUCUGCAUGCAAUAAGAUAUACUCAACUGAAUCCUGAAAGUGUUUGAAGAGUAGGACUAAGGAUAAAACGAAGUAUCAGCAUGUCUUAAAGGUGCUUGAAUAAUCUGAGGAAGAAUCCAAGCCGUGGUCCCUCCUGUAUUUAUCACGUUUUCAGUCGGUAGGUAAACUGUCAGAGCUUCUAUCAGGCUGCUUUUUAAAGGUGUAAGUGCACACGCUCCCUCCUCCAGAUGUAACCUCAGUCACUCAAGCAUUUAAAGGACUGUUUUCUUACUUGAAGUGGACUGUUUUUAGUAAUAUGCCUCUGUUUUUGCAUCUUUCUUUUGUACUGUCUUAACUUACUGACCCUAAUAAAAAAGAUUCUUCAGUCUUUUUCAACUCGU
This is a messenger RNA of Xyrichtys novacula (pearly razorfish), 8451 nucleotides long. The record is from the annotation of a GenBank genome assembly. NCBI's taxonomy places the organism in Eukaryota, Metazoa, Chordata, Actinopteri, Labriformes, Labridae.